ACUAUAAGCGGAAAAACACAAUACAAGUUUGAUUAAACAAAAUAUUGUUUUAAAAUAUGAUUGCCAUUAAAAAUAUAGUAUAAUUAUAUUUUAAAUGUGAUAUAAAUGUUGUAUAAAUAAAUGUUAAUUUAUUUUUAACAGAAUUGGAGCACUAUGUUAUCAUUUGUAUUAUUAUUAUUGUUGCUGUUGCAUAAGUGUUUUUAUUAUGUGAAUUGUGUCGUUAUUCAAAAAUAAGUAACAAUACGUUCAUAAAUAUUAUUAUUGACACAUUAAUACAUAUUUUUGUUAACCAUCAGAUUGCACAUUACAAGGCAUUAGGUCGGUUUCUAAUUCAUAUCUUUCUGUUCCACUGAUGUUUUUAAGGGGAACACUGUUUGAUUCACAAACAAAUGAUGUAAACAUGAUGUGUCCUAGUUUUUCAUGAACAAACGUCAUAUGAAGGCUAUAAUCCGACUGCCCUAAUCUCGUUGCAGAAACGAGGAAAGGCAAAAUGAACAUUGAGUGACAGGCUACAAUCCUAUAAAACUGCAACUCCUCAACUACACAACCAAUGAGAGUGAGACAUUUGAAAGCCUGGGGGCGGAACGGAGCUUUCUAAUUGGCUGUGGUCUGAAGAGGCAGAAUGUGCUGUCUUGUAUCCUCCUCCUUCAUCCUUCGGUGUGGGAUCCGAAUGCAAUAAUCUGAAUUUCUCGUUAAAACACUUGAUUCUGAAAAUCGAUUUUAUGUUAAAAAAAAAAACAUUUAUACAGGUGCGAAAGAAAGUGAUUGUGCGAUGUCAGGCAGAAAAAGCAGACAUUUCUGGGGCGAGGAGGAGACAGAUUUUCUCCUGCAGACAUUAAAGGAGAUGAAUAUAGAUCGAUAUAAAGACGGACGAAAGCGUCGCAACAGUCUCAUCUUCAGAAAGGUUUGCGCUAAACAUAAAUCAAUGGGCUUCUUGCGCUCAUGUGAUCAGGUGAAACACCGCUGGAAAACGCUCAAAUCCAUUUACUACAAGGCAAAAAGACAAAACAUUUCCAGUUCCGAUGGAGCAUUUAAGCAUUUCGAUACAAUGGAAGAGAUUUUCGGACAUAGACCUUCGGUUACGUCAAAUCACACUGUAACGUUACAUGAUGUCCACCGUAAAGACGAAUCUCCCGUCGAGUGCUCGACUUUUGACGAAGAUGAAUGUGAUGAGUAUGGUUUGGAUGAUGAGGAAAGCGGAAUUGAAGAAAUCCAGCCAAUUAAAACAGAGAAUGAGCCACUUGUUCUCACACAACCAUUACAUGAGAGCUCAGCUCCGGCAGAGAGCGCCACAUCCACCCAGCCGUCCAUUUCUUUAGAGAUCAUCAACUGUACCCCGUCAUCCACUUCCCAGCAGCCCUCUGUUCAAGACAUGUUCAAAGAAAAAAGCCCGUGUUGCACUGCACUGCAUACACAGUAUCAACACUUUUUUGAAAGAAUGCAGCAGACACAAAACAUGUGGCUGGAGAGUCACCUGGAACAGAGUCAUGCCCGAGAGGAACGACUCAUUUCUCGAGUGCUCACCGAACACACUCGCUCUAUGGAGACCUUAAUAAACCAACUUUUUGCAGGAUUAAGAAGCCUUCUACCCCAUCACCAGCUGCAGUCAAAUCCCCAGCCGAUUCAUACAGAUAUCCUCAAUCCACACCCUGAUCAUAUUAUCAACCCCCCAGAGCACUUGCAGACAUCAAGUGUUCCUUCUCAACCUGAGGAUGACACCUUCGGUUCAGGGCAAGAUAAACCAGUGAAUCAAAAAACGUGAUUUAAAUAUUAAUGUUGAUGCAUUGUUAGGUUUUAUUUUGAGUUUGUAAAAGAUUAAAAAGAGCAUUAAAUGUAAAAGAAAAAUGAAAUGCAAAAUACAGUGUGAGUGAUUAAAAGCACAUCAAACCUU
Messenger RNA from Triplophysa dalaica, 1891 nucleotides. RefSeq lists its product as uncharacterized. Bases 773 to 1762 code for a protein of 329 amino acids. The transcript is spliced from 3 exons. NCBI's taxonomy places the organism in Eukaryota, Metazoa, Chordata, Actinopteri, Cypriniformes, Nemacheilidae. The record is from RefSeq and is a predicted model, not a curated record.